CAGCACCUUGGGCUCACCAGACCCUGGAGCUGCCACUGCCACAAUGAAGCUCCUCUCGCUGCUCCUCUUCUUCCUAGGACUGGCCUUUGCCAGCGGCAACCUGGCCCAGUUUGCAAGGAUGAUUAAGCUGAAGACGGGGAAAUCGGCGCUGGCUUACAACGGAUACGGCUGCUACUGCGGCUGGGGCGGCUCCAAACAGCCCCUGGAUGCCACCGACAGGUGCUGUCACGCCCACGACUGCUGCUACAAGAAGUUGGUCGCCUCCGGCUGCAGCCCCAAAACGGUCACCUACAAAUACGCGUUCCAAAGAAACCAAAUAAUCUGCGGAAACGGGAGCUCAUGCCAAAAACGAGCGUGUGCGUGUGACAAGAGGGCGGUGGAGUGCUUCCAGAGGGCAGCCAGCUCCUACCGCAAAUCCUACAGCAACUACCCCAACCACAAGUGCCGGGGCCGGACACCCUCCUGCUGAGCUCUCCUGCCGUGCUGCAGCUCCAAACCCGGCAGAAACCAUCGGAGCUGGGGGCUCUGCCUUCCCUCCGGCCAGGCAGGACACGGCACAGCCCUGUGGCACUGAAAAAGUGUCCAGCACCUUUCCCUUAGCACAGGGAAA
Molecule: messenger RNA, 610 nt
Organism: Onychostruthus taczanowskii (white-rumped snowfinch)
Lineage: Eukaryota; Metazoa; Chordata; Aves; Passeriformes; Passeridae
Product: basic phospholipase A2 caudoxin-like
Exons: 4
Coding region: 44-469 (141 amino acids)
Biological process (GO): negative regulation of T cell proliferation; lipid catabolic process; phospholipid metabolic process
Molecular function (GO): phospholipid binding; calcium ion binding
Source: RefSeq, a predicted model, not a curated record